Molecule: messenger RNA, 1830 nt
Organism: Medicago truncatula (barrel medic)
Lineage: Eukaryota; Viridiplantae; Streptophyta; Magnoliopsida; Fabales; Fabaceae
Exons: 2
Coding region: 1013-1375 (120 amino acids)
Source: RefSeq, a predicted model, not a curated record
CUUCUUACCACGGCAUCUACGGGUCUUCUCUCUACAUGCCCAAACCAUCUAAGCCUAUUUUCUACCAACUUUUCUACUAUAGGUGCUACCCCCACUCUCUCUCUAAUGGUGUCAUUCCUAAUCCUAUCCUGUCUAGUCUUACCCCUCAUCCAACACAACAUCCUGAUCUCUGCUACACUUACUUGAUUCUCAUGUUGACUCUUAACCGAACAACACUCCGUACCAUACAACAACACCGGUCUGACUGUUGUCCAAUAGAACUUUCCUUUCAACUUAAGUGGUACUUUUCUCAGGAAAUGAAUGUUUAAUCAAUAUGUAACUGCAUGCUGUGAUUGGAGAAUUUGUAUUUUUUGGACUUGCCUAAUUGAAAUUUUGUCCAACUUGUACAUUUUGUAUUUUAAAAGGAAACUUAAAGGUAAAAAAGCCCCAGUUGUUCAGCCAGUUGAAAGAUGUGUUUUUUUACAUUUACAUUGAUGAUUGAUAAAAUUAUAAGAACAUGGUAGUUUAGUGAUUGGAGUCUUUUUUAUUAAUAACACCAUACUUUGCAGUUUGGUGGGGUAUCUAUGUUCAACGAUUUCACAAUGUGAAGUCACUGGCCGUGUAAUUUAUUUCUACUGCUGUAUCAAGUUAUAACUGCCUCUACCAAUUACUGAUGAUUUUGUCCCUUAAAAGAGUUGAUGCCGUGUCAAGAUUUUGUAAUUUUUUUAUCAGUCUAAAAAGGGAUGAUAUGAAAAUGAUCAGUUUGACCGAUAGUACUUGCGGUUAUAUUUUGUUGAUAUCAUAUGAUGUUGCAUAGAGAUGUUAUAUUUAAUAAAAUAUAAUGACGUCAUUUGACCCAUGUAGCCAGUCCUACUUACUGAGAUAUUAUAUAUUACAAAACAUUUAUGCAUAAAAGGCCUCAACUUCUUAACCCUUCUAGGCUUUUUGAUGUUAAGAAAAAAAGUGGAAAUGGAAACUAUAGUGUAUGACAUACAUUUGAUUUUGUUGCAGAGAGAACACCUACAAUAUACUGAUGUAUGGGAAUGGUUCCUCUCUUGCUUUUCUGUUUGCAAGUGCAAAACGGAGAGAUUCAAUGGAGAUUCAGAAAAAAAGAACAGCACACAGAUUGCAUAAGAGCAAAGCUGCUGUCGAAGUUCCUCCUGAACCCAGCACAAGUUCAGUGGACCUAAAUUACGAAGAUUUCUUGGUUCCUGCCACAAUGCCUAUGGAAGUGCGGGCUCCAAUUCCUGACGAACAACAACGUGAAGUUUUCAAGUGGAUUCUGGAAGAGAAAAGAAAAGUGAAACCAAAGGAUGCUAUGGAGAAAAAACAAAUUGACGAAGACAAGGACAUUCUUAAGCAGUUCCUGCGUGCAAAUUCCAUACCCAAGUUUUAACUUCCUCUUGACUCUUGCAUUAUUAAUAACUGAUAGGUUAAAGUUUCAAUCUGAUAAAUAGGCUUUGAUCUUCACAAGCUCAUCACUUCGGAAGUUCAUUUUUUUUUUGCUGAACAGGACAGUAACAGGUUAAUGGCAUUGCAUUUCCAACAGUUUUAGCCUUUAGGGAAGCAAGCAUCAAAUUAACCUAACUACAUUCUUGUAACCAUACCAAUCGUGCAUUGUUGGAUAACUGUAGCCUUAAACAUAGAUAUUAAGCUAGAAUAUUAGUGUUAUAUCAACAACUUGAUUGAAAAUGAGAACCAUUAUGCCUGCUACAUGGUAGGUCUCUACUUAUCAAUUGUAUACUUCUUAGUUUUUGCUCUUCAUGUGAUAUAUCUGUUGGUUGUAUGCCUGGAUGAAUGAUGUACUUGCAAAUUGAUAUUUUAAUGAUUAAGCCUAUCUUUGGAUCCAUA